AUGGCUCCGCCGGGCCCGUGGCUGCUGCUGGCCGCGGUUCUGUGCGCGGCGGCGGCGGCGGCGGCGGUGCCCGAGCCCCGGUGCCCGUCGUGCCCGGCGGGCCCGGAGCGGUGGCUGCUGGAGGAGGUGGCCAAGAAGCAGCUGCUGGAGAAGCUGCGGCUCCGCGAUCGCCCGCGGCUCGCCCACGCCGUGCCCCGCGCCGCCGUGACCCGCGCCCUGCGGCGGCUGCAGGCGGGAGGCGCCCGCCGGGGCCCCGGGGCUGCCGGCAGCGAGGAGGAGGAGGAGGAGGAGCAGAGCUACGAGAUCAUCAGCUUCGCGGAGACAGAUCUCACCUCUCCCCCCAGUUUGGGGCUGCAAUUCCAGUUCAGCCAAGCGCAGGAGCAGGACCUUCUCCUCCUGCAGGCUCAGCUCUGGCUCUACCUGCGAGUUCCCCGCUCCGGCCUCACCCUGAGGAUCUUCCUGGCCUCCAAAACCGCGGCUGGGGCUGGGGGCAACCGCACUCUGCUGGCGGAGAGGCGGCUGAGCACGGCGGGCAGCGCCUGGAGCUCCUUCCCCCUCCUGCCGGGGCUCCAGAGCUUCUUCUCCGCGCACAGCCGGACCCUGCGGCUGGAGCUGGACGGCAGCGAUGGCACGGCCCAGCUCAACGCCAGCUGGUCCCACCAGCCCUUCCUGGUGGCCAAGGUGAAGGUGAGGGAGCCCGGGCACCGCGUGGCCAAGCGCAGCCUCCGCUGCAGCCAGAAUUCCGACCUGUGCUGCCGCAAGGAUUUCUACGUGGAUUUCCGCGACAUCGGUUGGAACGAUUGGAUCAUCAAGCCCGAGGGCUACCAGAUCAAUUACUGCGUGGGCCAGUGCCCUCUGCACGUGGCUGGCAGCCCUGGCAUGGCCUCCUCCUUCCACACGGCCGUCUUCAACCUGGUCAAAGCCAACAAUGUCCAAGCUUCGGGGCAUUCCUGCUGCGUGCCCACGCGGCGCCGCCCGCUCUCCGUGCUCUACUUCGACCGCAACAGCAACAUCGUCAAGACCGACAUCCCCGACAUGAUCGUGGAUGCUUGUGGUUGUAGUUAGGGCUGGGGGAGAUGUGGUGGGACCCCUCCCUUUUCUCCAGGAUUGUGCUGCUGGUGGUGGGGAGGGAGCUGGAGAGCUCCGUGAGCCCUCGGUGGAUCCCUUUGGAGAGGUUUGGGAGGGUGAGGGUCUCGUCAGGGGGAGCAGGGGGCUUUGGGGACAUGUGGGACAGAGCCAAGGCCACGUCAGAGUGCCCAAAGCUGGGCUGUGGGUGUUGGUGACUCUGGACAUCCCUGCUGCACUGUUCCCGAGCUGAUCCCACAUUCCUGGCGCUCACAUUCCCCACUUGGGCCACGUUCAGUGUCUCACCAGGGGUUGGGACGUGGCCGCCUCGGGGGCAGAGGUGAGAGGCAGAAACUGGAGCCGCUUCCUCCACGUGGCAGGACCAGGCAGUCCUGCUCGUUUCCCUCCUGGAACAAACCUUCCUGCACCCACUUCAGGCCUGGCUUUGGGGACAAACAGCACGAGGCACAAACAGCAGGCCUGGGAGAGGAGGAUGAAGGGCACGGCUUCAUCAAGAACCCCAAAGCAGCAGUGACAGGACCGAGUUCUCUGAUCCCUGGAGGGCACAGAGCUGUGAGGACCAAGCUUCCAGGCCCUGGGUGCUUCCCCUUUCCCUGGGUUUGUGCUUCCCUGCCCUGCUCCCUCCUCCAUUCUGGUGCCUCCAUCAAGGGAGGUUCAAACUUUGUGGGCUCAAACUUGACCUUCGAGACCACACCCAAGGCGCAGAUUUGGUUUGUGCCACUGGUUUUGCAGCUAUCCCUUCUUUUCCAGUUCCUGCAGCUGUUGGGAUUCCCUGGUGCUCCAUCCACUCUGCCUUCCCCUUCCUCACUUGGCCUCUGCUUUUAAUUUAUUACACAACAUUUUGGUGCAGCUUCCCAAAUAAACGGGUGGAAAUGCGA
This is a messenger RNA of Melospiza melodia melodia, 1964 nucleotides long. Its product is annotated as inhibin beta C chain-like. The record is from RefSeq and is a predicted model, not a curated record. NCBI's taxonomy places the organism in Eukaryota, Metazoa, Chordata, Aves, Passeriformes, Passerellidae. The transcript has 2 exons. Gene Ontology annotation, cellular component: extracellular region. Bases 1 to 1065 code for a protein of 354 amino acids. Gene Ontology annotation, molecular function: growth factor activity; cytokine activity.